UACAGGAGAUGACCAGAGACUGCGGACGUACUACAGGAGAUGACCAGAGACUGCGGACAGUGCAGGGGAUGACCAGAGACUGCGGACAUAGUACAGGAGAUGACCAGAGACUGCGGACAUAGUACAGGAGAUGACCAGAGACUGCACACAGUACAGGGGAUGACCAGAGACUGCGGACAUAGUACAGGAGAUGAUCAGAGACUGCGGACAGUACAGGAGAUGACCAGAGACUGCAGACAGUACACGGAUGACCAAAGACUGCAGACAGGAGAUGACCAGAGACUGCGGACACAGUACAGG
Messenger RNA from Staurois parvus, 300 nucleotides. The record is from the annotation of a GenBank genome assembly. Lineage: Eukaryota; Metazoa; Chordata; Amphibia; Anura; Ranidae.